AUGGAAGAUAUCAAUAAUGUUAAUUAUUUUGAUCCCUAUUCUACCGAUUCUGAUAGUAAAUCUUCAGAUGAAAAAGAAAAUUUUCCUAUUCUUAAUUUCAAUAGCGAUACUUACCAAGACGUUAAAAACGAAAUAUUACAGCUGGAUAGUGAUAAUAACAAAGAUUAUGAUCUUAAUGAUGAAAUAGAAGAAAAUACAUUUAAUAAGUUAGAUGAAGGAAUAGACGAAAUUUUAUCAGAUCAGCUUGUAGAAGAUAAUAGAUACACACCCUGUGUCAUUAUCAAUAAUGACAAUGAUGAUAAUAAAAUACGACGAUAUAACAGAAUUGAUAUUGGUGGUUCUAAUCGACCUCUUGCACAACUCAAAAGUACUUGGAAAGUUGAUCAAUGUUUUAAAAUUAAUAGUGGUCACCUACAUAAAAGGUUGGGCAAAGGAUUUAAAGAAACGAACUGUGAUGAAAAACAUGAUGAGUUAACUGAAAUUUUAGAAACAUUUGGAAAUUGGAUUCAGUUAGUAGCAAAAUCAAAUAAUGAAUUACAAAAACAACAACUUAUUUGGUCAUUGCUACCAGCACUUGACAUUAGAGCAAAAGCAGCAUCGUUAAAAGAAAAUGAAUAUAAAUAUCACAGAAAUCUUCUUGGAGAAUCAUUAUGGCAAUUACGUAUUUCACUUAAAAAUAAUUUGCCAAUCUUGAAAAAUCCUCAAUCUCUUAUACAAUAUGCUGCAGUAUUACCUAAAACUCUGUAG
This is a messenger RNA of Racocetra persica, 747 nucleotides long. The record is from the annotation of a GenBank genome assembly. Lineage: Eukaryota; Fungi; Glomeromycota; Glomeromycetes; Diversisporales; Gigasporaceae.